AUGGCGCAAGCAGGCGGCUCUUACAAUAAUCCGUUAAAGAAGUUUAAAUUGGUCUUCUUAGGGGAGCAGAGUGUGGGGAAGACGUCUCUCAUCACACGAUUCAUGUACGACUCCUUCGACAACAUGUACCAGGCAACAAUUGGCAUCGAUUUCCUCUCGAAAACUAUGUAUCUGGAAGACCGAACGGUACGGUUACAAUUGUGGGAUACGGCCGGUCAAGAACGAUUCCGAAGUCUUAUCCCUUCGUAUAUUCGAGAUUCGAGUGUGGCAGUGGUGGUCUAUGACAUUUCAAAUGCGAAGUCCUUCCAGAAUACGCGGAAAUGGGUAGACGAUGUCCGAGGAGAGCGUGGAAACGAUGUGAUCAUUGUGCUGGUGGGAAACAAGACUGAUUUGAACGACAAGCGUGAGGUUACAACCCAGCAGGGAGAGGAAGAAGCAAAGAAGAACAACUUGAUGUUCAUCGAGACGAGUGCGAAGGUCGGCCAUAAUGUCAAGAACCUAUUCAGAAGGAUAGCACAAGCUUUACCAGGUAUGGAGGGAGCAGAGGGUUCUGCGGCCGCUGGAAACCAAAUGAUUGACGUUAACAUCAACCCCACACCUCAGAACCAAGAAGGUUGUGCUUGUUGAACGGUUUGCGAUCUCGGUGGCUUUCUCUUCAUCUACUUGUGUUAUAGGGAACGUUCAAGGAUAUGAGCAUAGCGUUCUAUGGUUUGGCAGCAUUUGUAUGAUACCGAAUAGCGGCCUUCUUCUUGGCAUAGGUACUCCAAAGUAAUGUAGAAUAUCGAGUGUUCCAGCAACUUGUUAGGAUUUGUUCUCAAAUCAGAUUAGACUGACAGCCUUCCAUCACCACGCGAAGAUGCUUCUAAGACGUGUGGCUGAGACAUUGUGUUCGGAAUUUCUUCUGCGGUGUUUAAUUUAAGGUUACUUGGGAAUAGCGUGACAAGCCCCCAGACGGAGGCUGAAAUGAAAUGCCAAACGGGUCCUUUUCACGCUCC
This is a messenger RNA of Mollisia scopiformis, 995 nucleotides long. RefSeq names its product ras-domain-containing protein. NCBI's taxonomy places the organism in Eukaryota, Fungi, Ascomycota, Leotiomycetes, Helotiales, Mollisiaceae. The record is from RefSeq and is a predicted model, not a curated record. The transcript is spliced from 6 exons. Gene Ontology annotation, molecular function: GTP binding; GTPase activity. Bases 1 to 627 code for a protein of 208 amino acids.